Molecule: messenger RNA, 837 nt
Organism: Vitis vinifera (wine grape)
Lineage: Eukaryota; Viridiplantae; Streptophyta; Magnoliopsida; Vitales; Vitaceae
Product: bidirectional sugar transporter NEC1
Exons: 6
Coding region: 1-837 (278 amino acids)
Biological process (GO): carbohydrate transport
Cellular component (GO): membrane
Molecular function (GO): sugar transmembrane transporter activity
Source: RefSeq, a predicted model, not a curated record
AUGGCAGUCGUGACAGUUAAACAAUUGGCUUUCAUAUUUGGCCUCUUAGGUAAUUUGGUAUCAUUCAUGGUGUACCUGUCGCCUGUGCCGACCUUUUUCAAAAUUUACAAGAGGAAAACAUCAGAAGGGUAUCAAGCAUUACCAUAUAGCGUGGGCCUCUUGUGUGCUUCUCUAUUUUUGUACUAUGCUUUGCUCCAAUCUGGAAAGUUUCUGAUACUCAGCAUCAACACCAUUGGAUCUACCAUCCAAGCCACCUACCUAGUAUUGUUCAUAAUAUAUUCUCCCAGGGCCGGGAAGGUUGCGACAUUGAAAAUGAUACUCAUACUCAACGUAGCAUCACUGGGCUUGGUGCUGCUCCUCACCACAUUAUUUUCAAAGGGGAAGACACGUAUCCAAGUUGUAGGAUGGAUAUCUGCUGGAGUUAACAUUGGCACAUUUGUUGCUCCUCUUAGCAUCAUUAAACGUGUGAUAGAGACAAGAAGUGUAGAGUACAUGCCCUUCAACCUGUCCUUCUUCCUCACUAUCUGCGCAACCAUGUGGUUCUUCUAUGGAAUUUUUGUGAGGGAUUUCUUCAUUGCUAUACCUAAUGUGGUGGGAUUUGUAUUCGGGAUAGCUCAAAUGUUCCUUUACAUUAUAUACAAGUACAUGAUGAAGAGCGAUGAAACAACUCUGGAGCAGCUUGAAGAGACUACAGAAAGGCCAUUGUACGUCCCAACUGCCAAUCAUGAACCAAGCGGCCAGGAGUUGAAGGCUGUUACUAUCACGAGUCCGCGCCAGGUUGAUUACUUCACUGAACACCAUCCCAUGUUCAUGGAAAGAGAUGAAUACCUUUCUUAG